Molecule: messenger RNA, 1461 nt
Organism: Oikopleura dioica
Lineage: Eukaryota; Metazoa; Chordata; Appendicularia; Copelata; Oikopleuridae
Source: the annotation of a GenBank genome assembly
AUGAUCCUCUUCCUUGCUCGGAUCUUCCUUUUGACCUCGUCAGCUCUCGCGGUGGAUUUUACAGUAACGAUCGAAAAUGACUUCACGAUUCCCUGCCCAAUCGCUCAACUGCCCUGCUCAGAAUCGGAAUGCGAGAAGAUCCAGAUUAUCGUCAAAAUCAACGAAAACAAAAUCUUCGAAAAGGAGAAAGCUGUCAGGGACAGGGCUCGACAACCUGUGUUUAAAUCUGAGAAUGGACAGAUUCUGUCCGAUUACGAGAUAAAUCCUAAGAGCGAGAAAUUCGAGUGGAACUGGGAAGCUGGCGGGUUGACCCUGAAAAAUACAAGUAUCAAAGAUAGCGGAAAAUUCACCUGCCAUAUCAAAGUUCGAAAAAACAUCAUUACCGACGACAGUACGGACUUCUCGACGUACACGACCCUGACCGUCCAGAAAAAGCCCCUUCUCAUCAAGGCAGAGCUGCACCAGAGCUACAUCGAAGCAACCGAAGACUCAGGGUUGAAGACGAUUGCCUCUUGUGUUUACGAUCCUGGAAAACCUGAAGCGAUAGUACGAUGGGUGAAUGGACUGAACGGAGCUGCACUACAGCAGAACUUUUUCAAAACCUCCAUUACCAGAUUGGAAAAUCAAUACACUCAAGAGCUGCAAAUGAUCCCCGACAAAAAGUUCAACAACGCGUACAUUAAGUGUUCCCUCUCUCAUCCCCUGUUGACGGACGAAAGCGAAUCGAUGAAGUUGAAUGUCACCUACAAACCCGCCAAGCCCAAUAUUGUCCAGAACGGGGAUCGCUUAUUCUGCGCUGCUGAGGGAAAUCCAAUGCCGACGAUUUCUUGGGAAGUUGAAUCCGAAGAUGACGAUGUAGUGACGACGAUUGCCGAGACAAAUGUCAAGAUUCGCUUUCUUGGAGCUCGAAACUUGAAUUAUACUUGCAAAGCCGCGAACUUUAUGGGAACUUCUGAGAGCACCAUUUCGAAUCUAUCGAUAGCAACUGUUGCUGAAAUCCGCGAGAAAUAUACAGUCUUUGCUGGUAUUAUCAUCGGAGCUGUCUCUCUUAUUUUCAUUAUCGGAAUCGUCGUUUGCCACUUUGCCUGGAAGUCGACGAAGGAAAAAGAUGAAAAUGAAUCUGGAUGGUCCGAGCCUUUGCAAAUCACAAUGACAGGCGGUCAUUCGCAUUCUGGCGCUGGUGAUACUGGCGACUUCAUCUACCGAGUUCCCGUUCCUCAAGAAAACAACUCCAAGCUCAUGGACUACUACACUGCCACUGACAGCGGAACCGACUCGCACUCGAUUGAGCCUGACGACUUUGAAUCCUCUUUUGUUCGAUCGGAGUCGAUUCUUCAGGGUCAACAACGCGAGAACGCGAGAGGUCAGCAUUUCCAACCGCGAUUCAAAUAUCACGAGGGCUAUCACAGCGAGCACGACCUGCUAAAUUCAUCCACCGAACAGCCCUCCCAAGUUGUCUAA